This is a messenger RNA of Lutzomyia longipalpis, 2368 nucleotides long. Its product is annotated as prolyl 4-hydroxylase subunit alpha-1-like. Gene Ontology annotation, cellular component: endoplasmic reticulum. The transcript is spliced from 10 exons. Gene Ontology annotation, biological process: peptidyl-proline hydroxylation to 4-hydroxy-L-proline. The coding region runs from base 361 to 2025 and encodes 554 amino acids. Lineage: Eukaryota; Metazoa; Arthropoda; Insecta; Diptera; Psychodidae. Gene Ontology annotation, molecular function: procollagen-proline 4-dioxygenase activity; L-ascorbic acid binding; iron ion binding. The record is from RefSeq and is a predicted model, not a curated record.
UCAAGCGACUCAGCGAGAGCGCAAGAAAUUUUGUUGUGAAGAAGAUUUUUAUGUUGCAAAAGCAGCAGGAAAUUCAAUUGAAAUAUCCCCAUUUUUUCGCAUUUGGCGGCACAGGAAGUACUAGUGGGAAGUGCAUAAAGGGGUUAGUGAGUGGUGAUGGUGGUUAAAUCCGCAAAAGUGAGGGCGGAAAACUGAGAAUUGGAAGCUGAAGAAAAAUCAACGCACGAAGUGAUGGUGUUAGAGAAAUAUUUCUGAGAGUGAAUCUUCUGUGAUAAACCGAUAGCGUGUGAAUUUAUUUAUAAUCGACGUUAACAAAGUCAAUUGGCGGCACACAAUCCGAUAGAUAUCAAUUGGGAAACGAUGGUCUCACAGUUCACGAAAUCACUUCGCGGCGCUAUUGUUCUUUUCUUGCUGCUUCUCAUAAAUGUCGCCCGCCCGGAAGUUUUCACAGCACUGGUGGAGAUGGAGGAACUGCUAGAGACGGAAGCUGUUCUCAUCACAAAUUUGGAGGAAUACAUAAAGGCACAGGAGGAGAAAAUACAGUUCCUAAAAAAAAAAGCUGCAGAAUACCAAAGUGAGCACAACGAAGCAGCGGCAGAUAUUACUGGAUACCUAUCAAAUCCAAUAAAUGCAUUUCUGCUUACUAAGAGACUAACAACGGAUUGGAAGGAGGUUGAAAAUGUGAUGCUUUACGAUGUUGGAUCGACAUAUUUGGAAAAUGUCACAAACUAUAGAAAUAUUCUACCAUUCCCCACGGAAGAGGAUCUCAAUGGAGCUGCUGUGGCACUCAUGAGGUUGCAGGAUACCUACAAACUUGAUACAGCAAGUGUGGCUCGUGGGGAGCUAAAUGGGAUUCAGUACACCUCCGAAAUGUCCGUGGGUGAUUGCUUUGAAUUGGGACGCCAAUCCUACAUUAAUGGUGAUCAUUAUCACACGGUUUUGUGGAUGCGAGAAGCAAUGGAUCGUCUUCUAAGAAGUGAGAAUAAAACAUCAACUACAAAAGCUGACAUUUUGGAGUACUUGGCCUUCUCAACCUACAAACAAGGUAACAUUGAUUCGGCACUCACCAUGACGAACGAGCUGCUGGAACUGAAGCCAAAUCACGAACGAGCAAUUGGAAAUAAGCAGUACUAUGAAAAAGAGCUGGCAAUGCAGAAAAUGGAUCGAAAACUUCGUGGUGAUGAUGGGUCUGAAGACCUUAAUAUGGAUUUUGAGCAAAUUCGCACGGUGAGUGAUCCGUCGAAAUUUGAUCUUCCUGAGCGGCGGCUGUAUGAGAUGCUGUGCCGUGGUGAAAUUCAACCACUACCCAUCCAAUUGGCACCCCUAAGGUGUCGCUAUGCAACAAAUAACAGAGCCUUCCUGAAGAUUGCGCCCCUUAAACUAGAAGAAGCUAGUCUCUCACCUUACAUCGUCAUCUACCACGAUGUUAUGUCAGAUGAAGAAAUUGAAGUUAUAAAGAAGUGGCAAAACCACGGGUCAGCAUUGUUUCGUCGGGCAACAGUGCAAAAUCACAAAACAGGUGAGUUGGAAAUUGCUCACUAUCGGAUUAGCAAAUCGGCAUGGCUCAAAGAUGAGGAUCAUGAAUUUGUGAAGCGCAUCGGGCGGCGAGUUGAAGACAUGGCUGGACUCACAGUGGAGACGGCAGAAGAGUUGCAGGUCGUAAAUUACGGCAUUGGGGGUCACUAUGAGCCUCAUUUUGAUUUUGCUCGCAAGGAAGAAACGAAUGCAUUUAAGAGUCUCGGUACGGGGAAUCGCAUUGCAACAGUAUUAUUUUACAUGAGCGAUGUGACCCAAGGAGGAGCGACAGUUUUCCCAUCAAUUCGAACGGCACUGUGGCCCAAGAAGGGAACUGCUGCCUUCUGGCACAACCUAUUUACAUCUGGGGAAGGAGAUUACCAAACACGCCAUGCUGCAUGCCCCGUCCUAGCGGGUACAAAAUGGGUGAGUAACAAAUGGCUCCACGAGAGGGGACAGGAACAACUCAGACCCUGCAAACUCUAUCCGGAUCAUCCACCGAUGUAUUAAAUGCCCCAACACCUACGCAGUCAGUUCUAUUUUAGACGAUGUGCGAAAAAAAAGAUUGCGAAAUCUAAUAAUAGGAGAGAAUGAACCGUGACUCGCUAAAUCAAUUUUUACCAAAAAGUUUAGUCAUAAUGAUUUCUUAUCCAAUCAAUCCUUUUUUUCCUAAACCACGACAUUCUUUAACUCGAAUUUUUACAUUAAUUCGAAUUGGGCUAAACUUUAGCAAUUUUGUGUGGCAAGAAAGUCUCAAGCAAUUCACGAAAAAAAAAGAAAACUUUUCGAACAAGAAUGCUUAAAAUGUACAAAAAUUUAUUUUCUUUUGUAAUAAAAUAAAUUGCUAAAUUUU